Molecule: messenger RNA, 473 nt
Organism: Amoebophrya sp. A25
Lineage: Eukaryota; Dinophyceae; Syndiniales; Amoebophryaceae
Source: the annotation of a GenBank genome assembly
AUGAUGUUGAACAUCACCCCGCGAAACUGCUGGAAAGGCGUUACACUCUUGGCAGCCGUCUUGGUCGGGUGGAAUGCUCGCGUUGCUGACGCGGCUGGUUCUGAUGACGCUUCUUCAUGUGAUAACGCUCCUUCUUCUAUGGAAACGGAAUCGACGCAAAUAACCAUCCGGCCCCAUAUCGACAUUGACCCCCGGGAAGUGCGCGUGUCUCCGGAAGAAUAUGCCGACUUUUGGGUCAAGCAACAAUACGGUGGGUCCUCGUCUUUCAUGCAGUACUUGGUCCUGUGGGCAGAGAAGCAGACAACGCAUGAAAAUGCGUCGUCUACUCACGGAGAUUCUGACGGGGAAGAAGAAGAUGAUCGACAUCAUAGAGGCGUUGGCCCUGCAGCAGCCGACGAUCUUCAGGGUCCACCUCGUCAUGGAGGGUCCCCCUCGAGUUCCUCUUCGAGCGCAUCCUCGCCUCCAGCCAUUAG